Molecule: messenger RNA, 5867 nt
Organism: Theobroma cacao (cacao)
Lineage: Eukaryota; Viridiplantae; Streptophyta; Magnoliopsida; Malvales; Malvaceae
Product: WD40/YVTN repeat and Bromo-WDR9-I-like domain-containing protein
Biological process (GO): regulation of cell shape; regulation of transcription by RNA polymerase II; cytoskeleton organization
Cellular component (GO): nucleus
Molecular function (GO): protein binding
Source: RefSeq, a predicted model, not a curated record
UUUCUCUUUCGUUUAAGAAUCCCCUUUCUCUCUCUAAACCCCAACAGAAACACACACAGAGCUCCCUCCGAGAAUCUAAAAUUCUUCAUCUCGCGCGUGCUCCUCACUCGCUAUUUCCCUUCCAUUUUCUCCAUAAAUUUUAAAAUCAAAAUUCAGCGAUUGUUCUUUCCUGUCGAUCCGCAUUCCCUCUUUCAAUCCUCCAAGUUGAAGAAGAUAACACUGAACCUCCCAAAACGCAUCGUUGUUACUCCAAAAGGAAUCUUCUCCAUUCAAGGCGUUUCCAUUGUGGAUUUUUCAAAUGUGUAGAAGGGACUUUCGAGUUUCCGGUGACUGCCCUUCUGGUUAAUUUACGUGGUACAUUGUUAAGGUUAUGGCUCUCCAGAAAUAUGUUCCCUCCAGUGAUUCUCCUAAAGUUAAAAUGAAGCCUUUGAGUUUUUCCUCUAAGGUGCAAGAGAAAGUUCAACUUGCAAACUUGGAGACCCGUCAUUCUAAGAAGCAUGAUGUAGAUGUUGACCUCAGAGAAGUUUACUUUUUGAUUAUGCAUUUCCUUUCAACCGGCCCCUGUAAAAGAACAUGUGGAAUGUUUUUGAAUGAACUUCUUGAAAACCAACUUCUACCCAGAAGGUAUCAUGCUUGGUAUUCAAGGAAAGGGGCACAUAGUGGACAUGAAAACAAUGAUGGCAUGUCAUUUCCAUUAAGUUAUGCGCAGUUGGUGGAAAGGAAUCCUCACAUUGAAAUGGAUCACUUGGUAAAGCUUUUGAAGCAGUUGUUAUUAAGUGCACCCUCCCCAUUGGAAGGCGUAAAUGUGAGGCACACUCCAAAUGCAGUUGAUGUCCCCACUCUUUUGGGAACAGGGCCCUUUUCUCUUUUGAGCUGUAAUAGCAAUGAAGGAAAAAGUGAAGUAAAAUGCCCUCCUGUUCACAUGCGUUGGCCUCAUAUGCAUGCAGAUCAGGUUCGAGGGCUAGGUUUAAGGGAAAUUGGGGGUGGUUUCACAAGACAUCAUCGUUCACCAUCUAUUCGUGCAGCAUGUUAUGCCAUUGCAAAACCAUCAAGUAUGGUGCAGAAGAUGCAAAAUAUCAAGAGGUUACGAGGGCACCGGAAUGCUGUCUAUUGUGCAAUAUUUGAUCGAUCUGGGAGGUAUGUUAUUACUGGUUCUGAUGAUCGUCUUGUGAAAAUUUGGUCUAUGGAGACUGCGUAUUGCUUGGCCAGCUGCCGUGGACAUGAGGGUGACAUAACUGACCUGGCUGUCAGUUCCAAUAAUAUUAUGGUGGCAUCCUCCUCAAAUGACUGUAUCAUUCGUGUUUGGCGCUUGCCAGAUGGACUGCCAAUUUCAGUUUUGCGUGGACACACUGGAGCUGUUACUGCCAUUGCAUUUAGUCCUAGGCCAGGCUCUGUAUAUCAGCUUCUAUCGUCAUCUGAUGAUGGAACAUGUAGGAUAUGGGAUGCUAGGAAUGCCGAAUUCCGUCCACGGAUAUAUGUUCCAAGGCCUGCAGAUUCUGUAGCUGGAAAGAACAAUGGUUCAUCUUCAACUGCUGUUCAACAGAGCCAUCAAAUUUUUUGUUGUGCAUUCAAUGCCAAUGGAACUGUCUUUGUCACUGGUAGCUCGGACACUUUAGCUAGGGUGUGGAAUGCUUGUAAACCCAACACAGAUGAUUCAGACCAACCAAAUCAUGAGAUUGAUGUGUUAGCUGGACAUGAGAAUGAUGUCAAUUAUGUGCAGUUCAGUGGUUGUUCUGUUUCGUCAAGAUUUUUUACAGUAGACAGCUUGAAGGAAGAGAGUGUUCCAAAAUUUAGAAACUCCUGGUUUUCUCAUGAUAACAUUGUUACCUGUUCCCGUGAUGGCAGUGCAAUUAUUUGGAUUCCAAGAUCUCGUAGAUCACAUGGUAAAGUGGGCCGCUGGUCUAAAGCUUAUCAUCUUAAACUUCCACCUCCACCAAUACCUCCACAACCACCACGAGGGGGCCCGCGCCAGAGAAUUCUUCCAACUCCUCGUGGUGUAAAUAUGAUAAUUUGGAGCCUAGAUAAUCGCUUUGUCCUUGCUGCUAUCAUGGAUUGCAGAAUAUGUGUAUGGAAUGCUGCCGAUGGUAGCUUAGUACAUUCUUUGACUGGUCAUACUGAUUCUACAUAUGUUUUGGAUGUUCAUCCUUUCAACCCACGGAUUGCUAUGAGUGCUGGCUAUGAUGGUAGAACCAUUGUCUGGGAUAUAUGGGAAGGUACACCAAUUCAGAUAUAUGAAAUUUCUCGUUUCAAGUUGGUUGAUGGGAAGUUUUCAUCGGACGGGACAUCCAUUAUACUUUCAGAUGAUGUCGGUCAAUUAUACAUACUAAACACAGGCCAAGGGGAAUCUCAAAAGGAUGCCAAAUACGAUCAGUUCUUUCUUGGUGAUUAUCGACCACUUAUUCACGACACUUCUGGGUAUGCAGUUGACCAGGAAACUCAGCUUACUACAUAUAGACGGAAUAUGCAAGAUCUUCUUUGUGAUUCAGGGAUGAUACCGUAUACAGAACCCUAUCAGACCAUGUACCAGCAAAGACGGUUAGGCGCUUUGGGUAUUGAGUGGAAUCCUAAUACUUUGAAACUUGCUGUUGGGCCAGAUGUCAGUCUAGACCAGGAUUACCAAAUGAUGCCCUUGGCAGACUUAGAUGCAAUUGCUGAUCCACUGCCGGAGUUCUUAGAUGUCAUGGCUUGGGAACCAGAACAUGAAGUGCAAAGUGAUGAUAAUGAUUCAGAGUACAAUGUCACCGAAGAGUUCUCUACAGGAGGGGAGCAAGGAAGUUUAGGUUCUCCUUCUGGUGAUCAGGAGUGCAGUACAGAAGACAGUGAGAUUGAUGAUACUCAUAAAGAUGGCCUUCGUCGAUCAAAAAGGAAAAAACAGAAGGCUGAUAUUGAGAUUAUGACAUCUUCUGGGAGGCGUGUUAAACGAAGGAAUUUGGAUGAAAGUGAUGGCAACUCAUUCAGGAAUAGCCGGAAUAGGAAAUCAAUCAUUGGGCGGAAAGCUUUAUCAAGAAAGUCCUCUACAUCAAAAUCAUCGAGACCUCGAAGGGCUGCUGCGCGCAAUGCUUUGCACUUCUUUUCGAAAAUAACUGGAACAUCAACUGAUGGGGAAGAUGAAGAUGACUCUGAAGGUGAAUCAUCAGAGAGUGAAUCUAUGAUACGAGAUUCAUAUAGUGAUGAAUCUGAUAGAGCUUUGCCAGAUGAACAAAUAAAACAUUCAAAAGGAAAAGAAGUCUUUUUAGGUGAGUCAGAGGAUGUUGGUAGAAUUAAUGAACUUCCUGAAUCUUAUAAUACUGGGAAUAGGAGAAGGUUGGUCCUUAAAUUGCCCGGUCGGGAUCCAAGCAAGCUUGUGCCACCAGACAGCACAAUGCAAAGAAAAGUUGACAGGCAGGACAACUCAGUGGGCUUGUCAUGCAAGGCUUCUAAAGAAGCCACUGAAGGGGGUGUAAAGCAUAUAAGCUCAUUGGAUCUGGGGUGUUCUUCUGGUGAUGCAAAUUAUAGCAUUUUAGGUAGAGGAACAAGAGGGCAAUUUGACAAGAUGGAAGAUCAUUUAGACCUGACUGAAGGGUACAAAGAUGGGGCAAUUAAGUGGGGAGGAGUCAGGGCUCGUACUUCCAAACGUCUGAGAUUGGGUGAAACCGUGUCAUCAGAUGCAUACAUCGAGUCUAGGCUAUGUCUUGACAACCACAAAGAAAAAGAAAGUAAUGUCAAUGGAUACAUGAAACCAGAAAAGGCUUGUGCUAUUGCAUCGCCAACUACAGAAAUCCAAACUUGCAAGGAUAUGAAUGGCGAAGUGACAGUAGUGGAGAAGCAUCUUGAGAAUGACAGGGAAGUAUUAGAUGGUGCAGCUAAUGGUGAAGAGCACUCAGGUCCCAGUGAACAGAUAAGUUAUAACGACUUACCAAAAUGGUUUAACAGGUUUGCUGAGGAUACACCUGCCCCAACUGUUAAUCAGAAUGGAAAUGAUCUGCCUUCUGAGCUAAACGAGGGCCUUCUGCCUAUUUCAACAGAGUUAACAGUUAUCUCAAAAGGGACCAAAAUUUACAAUGAAAAUCCUGGACUGAAGUUGAAACCUUCAGGAGAGGGUCAUGUAAAUGGUGGGUGUGCUGCAUUAAAUGCUAGCUCCUCAGACAAGACAAAGGACUUGGUUUCAGAGGCACCCUUAGUUGAUAGAUCCAAUGAAAUUAGGUUGGAUCGUGAGGGUGAUGGGUUGCAAGAUUCAAAUGCUCAAGUUGAUAGGCCCAUGUCAAUUUUUAAUGACUCUGGGGGGCUACACCCAGAUUCUAAAAAGAUGUAUAAUGUGGUUUAUAGAAGGUCAAAGACACAGAGGGAUAGGUCCACUUCAGAAGGUGAUAGUGCCAUGGUAGAAAGCACUAGAAAUAAUUGCAACCAUAAUAUCGGUAUGGUAGCAGAUCUCCAUGAAGGCACCAUGAAUGGGGCGCAUAACAAACGGUCCAGUAGGUUGAAAGCAGGGCACAUACUUCAAUCAGAAGACAUACAAAGAAGUACCCGGGGUGGUUCUACGAAUGGGUCUCAACUUCCUGGCGAGGAAUGGGGAUCAAGUUCUAGAAUGGUGGUUGGAUCAAGGUCUACUAGAAAUAGGAGAAGUAAUUACUAUUUCCAUGACACUAGUCCGAUAAGGAAACCCCAUCAAUCAGCCAGAAACGGAUCAUGGUUAAUGUUAACAACACACGAGGAGGGCUCCCGUUAUAUUCCUCAACUAGGUGAUGAAAUUGCAUAUUUGAGACAGGGGCAUCAAGAAUACAUAGAUCAUAUUAGCUCGAAGGAAGCAGGACCUUGGACUUCAAUGAAGGGGGAAAACAUGAUAAGGGCAGUGGAAUUUUGUAGAGUUGAAGUGCUUGAAUAUUCCACAGUUCCAGGGUCUGGGGAGAGCUGCUGUAAAAUGACUCUCAGAUUUACAGACCCUUCUUCCUGCAUGUUCAAUAGAUCAUUUAAAUUGACUCUUCCUGAAGUGACUGGUUUUCCUGACUUCAUUGUGGAAAGAACUCGCUUUGAUGCUGCUAUCCAUAGAAAUUGGAGCUGCAGGGAUAAGUGCAGAGUCUGGUGGAAAAAUGAAACUGAAGAUGAUGGAAGUUGGUGGGAUGGCCGGGUUGUGGCUGUGAAGCCCAAAUCUUCUGAAUUUCCGGAUAGUCCAUGGGAAAGGUACUCUGUUCAAUACAGGAGUGAGCCCAAGGAACCACAUCUUCACAGUCCUUGGGAGCUCUUUGAUGCAGACACUCAGUGGGAGCAGCCUCAUAUUGAUAGUAAGAUCAGAGAUAAGCUACUUUCUGCCUUUGCCAAAUUGGAGCAAUCUUCCCAGAAAGUUCAGGAUCAAUAUGCAGUCUAUAAAUUGAAGCAGGUUUCACAGAAGUCUAAUUUUAAAAACAGGUUCCCUGUCCCCUUAUCGCUUGAUACUAUCCACUCUAGGUUGGAGAACAACUACUAUCGAUGUUUUGAAGCGGUGGAGCAUGAUAUUCAGGUCAUGCUGUCAAGUGCAGAAUCUUACUUUGGGAGAAAUGCAGAGCUUUCGACUAGACUUAGACGGCUAUCUGACUUCUUUGCACGGACAGUAUCAUCUUUGCAGCCCUCAUAGAUAUCCAGAGCAAUACCGUCCUAACAAGCAUCUGUGCAAAAUCUUUGUAGAUAAAUGUUUUUACUUUUAUUUUAUUCUUUCUCUUUCCCUGUUUCUCUUAGAUCCAAUUUUGGAAAUUGAUUUAUACUUCAAAUUCUUUCUGGAGAGAUAGAAGGUCUCAGGGAAAAGUAGCGGGUAGGUGUGGAAAUUAUCCACCAAAAAGGUUCAUUGUUGUAUAGACAGUUACAUCAUUUAUUAUGGAAAAUGAAAAAGAAAAAUAUGUCAACGUUGACGUAUCCAA